UAUGAGUUGAAACAUAAGUUGAGAGUCUAAAUAAUUGAUUGUAUCGUUCUUUAGUUAUAAGUCAUAUAAAAUAUUAUACUUUUUUAAAAUGCUGAUAUUAAAAAAUAUAAAUAAAAUUUCUUUGAUCAACCAACGAUUGUAUAGUUCUAAAGUAAAAUUAAAUGAUGUCGUUAUAGUUAGUGCAACUAGAACACCUAUGGGAUCAUUUCUUGGAGAAUUAUCUGGUUUAUCUGCACCAAAACUUGGAGCUAUAACUAUACAAGCAGCAGUAGAACGAGCUGGAAUUUCCAAAGAUAAAAUUACAGAAAUAUAUAUGGGAAAUGUUUGUCAAGCUUUUUUGGGUCAAGCACCAGCAAGACAAGCUACAUUAUUUGCAGGACUUCCUAAAUCAACAAUAUGCACAACAGUUAAUAAAGUUUGUGCCAGUGGCAUGAAAAGCAUUAUGCUUGCUUCUCAAUCAUUACAAUGUGGACAUCAAGAAAUUGUUCUUGCUGGUGGUAUGGAAUCAAUGUCUAAUGUACCAUUUUAUUUUCCUCGAAAAGUUAAAUAUGGAAGUAUAAAAUUAGAGGAUGGUAUUAUAUUUGAUGGUUUAACUGAUGUUUAUAAUAAAUUUCAUAUGGGAAAUUGUGCAGAAAAUGUUGCUAAAAAAUUAAAUAUUACUCGUGAUGAACAAGAUGAAUAUGCUAUUAACAGUUAUAAACGCAGUGCUGCAGCAUAUAUAAACAAAAUAUUUCAAAAUGAACUUGUUUCUGUUCCUGUGCCUCAAAAAAAAGGCAAUCCUAAUAAAAUAAUUAAUGAGGAUGAAGAAUAUAAAAAAGUUGAUUUUGUUAAGUUUGCAAAAUUGAAUACAGUUUUUCAGGAAAAUGGUACAAUAACUGCUGGAAAUGCAUCAACUUUAAAUGAUGGAGCUGCUGCAUUAAUUUUGACAACUACAACUAUUGCUGAAAAAAUGAAUUUAAAACCUUUAGCACGAAUUAUUGCAUUUCAAGAUGCUGCAAUUGAACCUAUUGAUUUUUCUAUCGCACCAUCUUUUAGUAUUUCUAAGUUAUUAAAAAAUACUGGAGUUAAUAAAAAUGAUAUAGCUCUUUGGGAGAUUAAUGAAGCUUUUAGUGUAGUAGUAAUUGCAAAUCAAAAAUUAUUAGAUCUUGAUCCUAAUAAAGUGAAUAUUCAUGGUGGUGCUGUAUCUCUUGGUCAUCCUAUUGGUAUGUCUGGAGCUCGUAUUGUGGUACAUUUAGUACAUGCUUUAAAAACUGGAGAAAAGGGUAUUGCAUCUAUUUGCAAUGGAGGUGGUGGUGCUUCAUCAAUCUUAAUUGAAAAAUUGUGA
Molecule: messenger RNA, 1324 nt
Organism: Apis florea (little honeybee)
Lineage: Eukaryota; Metazoa; Arthropoda; Insecta; Hymenoptera; Apidae
Gene: Acat1
Product: Acetyl-CoA acetyltransferase 1
Biological process (GO): fatty acid beta-oxidation
Cellular component (GO): mitochondrion
Molecular function (GO): acetyl-CoA C-acetyltransferase activity
Source: RefSeq, a predicted model, not a curated record